Messenger RNA from Cinara cedri, 8637 nucleotides. The record is from the annotation of a GenBank genome assembly. NCBI's taxonomy places the organism in Eukaryota, Metazoa, Arthropoda, Insecta, Hemiptera, Aphididae.
AUGAACCAUCAACAUUUUAAUGAUUUUGACAUUGAAUUAAAUUUUCAAGAAGAUGAUAAUGCCCUUUCCAAUAGCCAAUUUUUUCCUGCCAAACGUUCAAAAGCAAAAUCUCCUACAUCAUUUUUGGUUUAUGAGGUAAUAAUGUUAUUUUUAUAACUUCAAUCUAUAAAUGAUAAAAACACCUACAUUUAUAUAAUCAUAAAAAAUUAUAACACCAUAGCAUAUAAAAUUAUUAAUUUAAUUUUCCAAUACUUGAUUUUAUUGUAUUUAGUUAGUGUACAGGUAAUUUAAAAUGUAUGUUACAGCCAUUUGUUAUGUACAUAUCCAAAAUUGAAAACAAUACAAAAGUUUUUAAUUAUGUCCAAACAUUUAAAAUAAUUUGUUAUCAUCAUUUUUGAAUCACUCUGUAUACAAAUAGAAUAAAGUUAAUAAUACUGUAAAGUUUCAAUAAGUUGUUUUGUUUAACAUAUUGAGGUAUGUUGAAUAAUUAAAAUAAUUAAUUUUCAUGUAAUUUACUAAUUUAUAUAAUACAUUUUUAAAGAAUAAUAAAAGAAAAUUUUAUUUUGCUAUGAUUAUAAAUUAUAUUAAUUUAAAUAAUUAUAAUAUUAUACCAAGAUAACAUGAUUAGGUAUUUAAAUUGGUUAUUAACAAGCUGCAAUCAGUAUUAAUAAAACUAUUAUAUUAUGGGUCAAUAAUUACAUAAAAAGUCAACAUAAUCAAUUUUUUACAGAAUGAGUUUUUACUUUUCUAAAAGUGUUUGUAUAAUAUAUAGUAAAUAUUUUAAGACAACAAUUUCGCAAUUAAAACACGUUCUCAGAACUAAAUAAAAAACUAGUUCCUGGCUGAACAAUGCAACCAUUUAAUGUUUUUCUACCCUAUUGCCAAGAAGAAUAAAAAUGUUUAUAUUUAUGGUUAUUUCAUUAGAAUUAUUUUAUUCUAUAUACACCAAGUUGUUACUUGUUACUAAAAAAAUAUGUUUGUUAAAAUAUUCUUUAUAUAAAUGUAAUUUUAUUUUAUUUAUAUUUGUUUUAUUUUAAUUUAAUUUAAUUUAUAUUUGUUUUAUUUUAAUUUUAGAUUUAGGUUAUAUUGGUUUUACAAGGAUGUUUAUAAUUAUUUAUUUUAUUCAGUAAGCAAUUUUUCUUCCUGAAAUCUCCUCUAAUGUAUCAAGUGAAGCACCUCUUCUCAAACGAAAUUUUAUCUAGUUGAUUUUUUAAAAAGGUCAUUUUUUGAUUUCCUAAGAGAUUUUCAUAAUAAUUGGAAAUAAAAAUUCUUAAAGAAAAACGGACAUAUAUUUAAGAUGCGAUACGGAAAUACCGAUUUCAUUAUUUUUAAUUUGUAUGAUUUAUGGUUUCUAUCAGAAAUCUUGAUUUAAUCAAAGCAUGACAAGGUACCUUUUUUGUUAAAUUUGAGAUCUAACUGGUUAGUAAUGAAUUAAUUUUUUUGUUACGACUUUACUAAUCUCUCCUACUAAAUCUUUCCUUACUAAUAUACAAUGUUGACACAACCCAUUAGGAAACAUAGAUUCAGCUUAAGUGGAGUGGUUUGGUGGAAUAUUGUACUUUUAGACAAACUGACCAUAUGAGGGCUACCUAUAUGCCACAUCUGUCCUCAUCCUUGUAGGGGACAAGUUAGUAAGGCCAAUGUAGCUGGAGGAUGAAUCUCAUUUCUGGUAUACUUAUAGAAUGUCCCACAGAUAGAUCCCACACAUAGAACCAUGUUACUGUAUUAUACUUAUAACACGUCCACAACGGGAGUGUGAGCCUUUCAUGGGAAUGUUAACCAGCUGCACAACAACAUGCUAUUGUUGGAAAGCUCAGAGUAUGCAUAUCUAGUCGGGUGGGGGGUGGUAGAGUAGGGUAUAAAUACCUAAGAAUAGCUUGCUAGAGAAGUCUUAACACUAUCAACCGCGAGCAUCUUCAUACCGGUGUCUUAUGAAAAUUAAAUUAAAAGUGUUUAAAUAUUUUUAACAAUAAAUAUACUUAUAUAAAGAAUUACUGUGUACAAUAUUUCUGACUUCGGUCAUAAGUAAACUUGAACUUGAAUUUGAAUUUCUCUCGCAACAGUUUAGAUUUUUAAACUAGUUCAUUUUUUUAAUAUGAGUCAAGCCUAAAAAUUAUUAAAAAUCUUAUAAAUUAAAGUAUUUCAAAAUAUAUAUAACAGGACUUUGUUCAGAAUAGUAUUUUGUUAGCAAUGGUUUAUUUUUGCUUACAAAUAUAAAUUACAUUCUCUUCUAUAUCUUAUCUUCCCACCUAUUAUCUACAACAAUGGCUCACCCAUUGUGCGAAGUAUGUCUGCGGUUUUAGUUUUCAAGUUAUUAAUUUUAAUAAUGAAAUAUAUUUCAUAAUAAUAGCAUAUUUUUGAUAUUUCAUAAAUUAAAAUUGUAUUGAUUUGUAAAUUAUAGGCACCUUUUACCCGAAAAAAACAAUUGUUAUCUACAAUUGUUCAUUUAGAUAAUGGUACAACUGGAUAUUUAAUAACUUUAAAUAAAAGAACAUGGUCGUGUCAUGCUUGUUAUCCUUCCAAAUUCACAUCUUUGACAUUUCUGGAAAAACAUUUAACCAGCAAUAGUCAUUUAUUAGAAAUGGGAAAACCAUGUUAUCCAGCUGAACAUUUUACCAAAAAAAGUUUAGAAAGUAAGAAAAAUGUAUUAUAUUUAAAUCAAGUUAAAUUUAUAUAAUUUUAAUAUUUAUGAUAUUUUGUAUUUAUAUUGUUCUAUAGAUGGCCUUUAUGUUGGUUUACCACCAAUAAUAUCAGGUGAACCAAUUCCACCAGGAACGGAAGAUGAAGAGGACAAUGUUUUAGCACGUAUUCAAGCUACAUUAGAUACAAUUUUCAUUCCAUUAGUAGGUCUUGAAUUUGUUAUUGAACUAUUACCAUCUGAGCGAAUGAAAGAAUCUAGCUACUUGUGUGCAUUAUGUGACAAACGAGGUGAUCUCCGAACUUUCCCUAACCAUUUACGGAGUUUUAAUCAUGACAUGGCUUACUUGGUAAGUACAUAGUGAUCCAAUUAUGUGGGUACACUCAUUACCUCGAAAAGUAUUAAUGUAUUUUCGAAUUUAUUUUAUAGAACACUUAAGAAACAAGCAGCUCUACAAUUUUAAAUUAUGAUAUUUUUGUCAUUCCUAUUUUUGGGGGUAAAACAACUAUCUAUUUUUGAUUUUCAAAUGAAAACCUAUUCUAAAAAUUCGAUAUGUUGAGGGAGUAUUAGUUUAAAUGCAUUUAAGUGUUGACAUUUUUGAUUUCUAUCAACCCAGUGACAAGAUAUUUAACUAUUAAGUUUGGGUAGUGAACUAGAAGUGGAACAUCUAGCGUAGUGAUAUGGCGUGUUGUAAUAUAAUAUUGCUCCAUUACUUUCCCUGACCCAAAUUUAAUAGUAGAAUAUCUCAUUAUUUACAAGAGUGUACUUUAAUGGAUCACCUUAUAUUUAAUUUAUAAAUAAUUAUUAUUGAUUAUGAGGAGGGUCAAGGACUUCAUGCCCUAUAAAACAUUUAAAAAAUGUAUACAUUUAUGGCCUAUAAAUUAAUUCAAUAUAUAAAAAUGUUUAUAUAUGUUUUUAAAUAUAUUUUAUUUCUGUAUUAAAAAUACCUAUAAAUUUAAAUAAAUAUAUUUAUAGAAAAUACAAAUAUAAAUUUAAAUUAAAUGAAUCUAAUGUUUAUGAUUCAUAUUUAUUAAACAUGCAAGUAAAUUAAUCCCAUUCUGAAUGAAUUGAAUGUGUAAAGAUUGUGGUCAAGAUGACAUGGAAAAAUACUUAAAAAUUUGUUUGACCUUUAUUGGCCCCAAAAAAGCUCAAAAUUUGAAAAUUAAAAAUGAAUUUAAUGUGUGCCAAAAAUGGCCAAAACUAUAUAUUUGUGCAGGACAUCAUACAUUAAAUUACUCAACAGUUUUGUGGGUUAUAUUUUAUGAGACGUAUACAGUUAUAAAACAAAACUAAAAUAAUUACACCAUAUUAUAUUUAUUUAAUUAUUUAUUAAUUUGUUUAUCACAUUUGUCUGUAUUCAUCAAUUUUAUAAAUUAAAGUAUUCAAUUUUACUGCUAGAUUAAAGUACCUUGUAUUAAAAUUAUUUAGUUUUUUGUGCCAAAUUCAGAUACAUAAGAAUUAUUGAAAUCGAAUAAUUUUUCAUUGAAUUAAUGGAUAAAAAUUAAUUUGUGAUAUUUUUGGUAAAAUACGGGGAAAGAGGUUAAAAAUUGCAUUGUGUAACUAACAUUUUUCAAAUAUUUUCGGACUAACACUAAAUAACAGUAUUCAGUAAGGACCAAUAUAAUUAGUGUUUGUUUAAAUAUUCUAUAAAUAUAAAUGAUUGGAUAAAACAUAUAUAUAUAUAUAUGUGUGAAGAAAAUACAAAAUAAAAAAAUUUCAUUAAACCAUGUUAUGGUAUUCAUAUACCAUUUAUAUUUAUCAUUGUAUGUUAUUAUGAAACAAAUUUCUAUAUAACUUGAAUAUGUUUCAUUGAAAAACAUAUGAACUAUAAAUGAUUUACAUUAUUAUCAUUUAAAUUAAACUUAAAAUUGAUUUUUUAAAAUAUUUUAUUGUAUAUUAGAGAAGAUGUUUUAAAUCAUUAACAUAUGAAUUGGACAAAUUAAAUAAAUUGUCUGAAAAUGGAUUUCAAGAUUUAGUCUUUCAUAUUAUUGGAAAAAUAGAGGAAAAAUAUGGCAGAAUGAAACCCAUAGUUGUUGAUGCAAGUCUGUUUGAUAAAUCUACUGAAAAAAUUAAAAUUUUAAGAAAAAUAAAUAAUGGAAAACAUAUAAUGUAAGUAAAUAUAUUGUUUUUUACCUUAUUUAUUUACUGAAAAUGGAUUAAUUUGUUAUUGUAUUAUUAUUGAAUAUUUAAAUUUCCAUUGGUUUGUUAUUAUUUAUCAGUAAUUUUAUUUACUUAAAAAUAAACCCUUGAAUUAACAUUUAAAUUUUGUAUAGUUAUGUAUAAUUUAUACAUUUAAAAGCUUAUACAGUAUAAGCCUAUUGUAAUUAAAAUGUUUAGAUUAUUGUUCUAUUAUUUAAAAUUUAGAGUGUAGUUCAUGAAUUUAUUAAUUUUACUAUUUUACUAUCUUUACUAAUCUUGUUCUAAUCUUCAAUUUCAAAGAUAAUUCAUGGUAGGUAUUUCAUUUUAUUGGUAUAUUAGGGAAGGUAUUUUUUGAUUUACUUUAUAGAUUUAUUAUUAAGGAGAACCUGAGAAAACAGUAACUGUUAUUUUUGAUUUAAUUUAUUGUUGCAAUCCAGUUAAAAAUUAUGAUAGGGACAUGAAAUUUUCACUAAAUACUUGUAUUAGUACUUUAUAGAUAUGGUCAAAUUUCAAAAAGUAUUCUAUGAGGUUUUUUUUUUUUGUAUUCUGAGUAUAGCAAAAAUGUGUUGUGUCGGUUUUACAAAGAUGUUUAAUAGUUUUAAAUUUUUUUAUGCGAAUAAUUUUUCUACCAGAAAGCUCAUUCCAAAUAUGAAGCAUAACAUAUUGUAUAAAAGGAAAUGUUCUCUGGGUAGUACAUUAGAGAGAUCAUUCUUUGAAAUUCUCAUUAAUAUUCGAGAUAAUAAAGAAAACAUGGUUCUAUAUGUUAAAAAAGGUUGAAAGAUUAAAAAUAAAGUUGUUAUUAGCAACCGGUUUUUAUUUAUUUUUGUUAUUAUUAAUGUUUUUUUACUUAAAAUUAAUAUUUUUAAAACAAUCAUUGUUGUAAUAGUUUUACCAUAAUAUGACAUAUAUUGUUGACAAAGCAACUCUAUCAACUGAACUCCAUUUAGAAUUGAUUUUUGUUAAUAAUCGUGUAUUGUUGCUUCUAGAUACACAUUAAAUUCCUGUUUGUAUCCUACCCUCCUAACUUCCAACCUACAACAGUGGUUAUACCCUUGUGUGAAGUAUGCCUGUCCUUUUUAAUUAUUAUGUCUAUUUAAAAUCGUCUAGUUUUUUAUUUUUAUUUUAUGCAUUAUUAUUUGCAUAUAUUGAUAUAACCAAACAUAAUUUUAGUAUAUUAUGAAAAUAAGUUUUUAAAAAAAUUAUCUUAAUUUAGAUUUUAGAAAGAAAAAUCAUAUUAAUGAUUUAAUUAUGUAUGAACUUAUUAAUUGAUUACAUAACCAAAUAAACAUAAGUGAAAAUUGUAUACAAAUUUAAAUUUUUUUAUAAAUAUUCUAUCUUUAAAACAGAGAAAGUGCAGAAGAUAGAUGGAUGUUGGAUAUGGUGAAACUAGAAUUUGUAGAAAAUCCAACUCUGCUACAUGAAAGAUGUAAGUAAUUUUUUUUAUUUAGUAUUCUUUUAAUAUCCUAACAUCAAAAAAAAAUAAAUGUGUUUAACUACCUACCAAUUUAUUGGUAUUUUUUAAAUUUGCUAUAAUAUAAUUAUUAAUUAUUUAUUUUAAGUUCCUUUAAAAAAAAUAACUGACAAAAAAAAGCGUGAACAUAAAGAAUUACAAAUUGGUGUUAAUGUUGAAUCGUAAGUAAAAUACUAAUAAAUAACACUUAACAUUUUCAGAUAAUUUUUAUGUUAUUUAUUAAUUAAAUUUAUGUAUAUACUAGUUCAUUUAAUGAAAAUCCCAGAAUUUUAUUUAAUAAAUCUCAAUUACAUGCAAAGAAUGAUAAAGAUGAAAGUGUUUCUGAUGUAGAAUUUGUUGAUAUUAAACCCAAUACAAAAUCUAGACGAAAAUUGCAUGUAUCAAGUAAUAUACUCUAUUUAUACAUGUUUAUAAAGUAAACUAUUUUAUUAGUGAUAAUAUUAUUUGUAUUUUUUUUUUUAGGAAGACAUUCAAGAAAUAGAGACCAUAGAUCACAUAGAAAACAUCAUCGGUCUAGAAGCCCCCGAUAUCGUCAUAAAUCACAUACCUAUUCAAGAUCUCCAUCUUUUAACUACAAUCGUAAUCGUAGUAAAUAUUCUAGUCAUCGGUAAUUUAGUAUUAAAUGAAAUAAAUAUAAAUAUUAUUAAACGAUUAUUUUUUAUAAUAGAGGCAGGUAUGGAAGGAAAGAAAAAGAUGAUCUAUAUGGAAGACAAAUUAAUCCAUCAUCUUAUGUCCAUCCUUUACACUCUAUAUCAGGAUAUGUUCCCACACCUCUGGAUGCACCUAGUAGAUCUAGAUUUUACUCUCCAAAAUUGUGUUCCACUGAAUAUCAAAUACCAAAAGAAAAGUAUCUAAUUUUUAUUGAUCUAAAAUGUACUCAUAAGUUAUUUUUACAUUAUUAUUAUUAUUUUGUUUUUUUUUUUGCAGUAUUAUAAAUAAGAAAAUACUAGAAUAUAAUAAAGCUGUAGAAAAAAUGAAAAUUAAAAUGGAGAAGAUGUUAAAUUAUCACAAAAUGAAUCCUGAAAAUCAUCCAAUGUAUUUAGAUGAAUGGAAAAAGUUUCAGAAGCGAAAAUUUAAAGAAUUAAAACAAGAAGAAAAAGAUCCAAGUACCCAUGAUUUUAAACCAGAAUGGUUUAUUUUCUGGAAUAAAAAAAUACAGGAAAUUCACAAUGAGAAAAUUAAUGAUAACAUCAAAAAAUUGAAAAAUAAAAUAGUAUGUGAUGUUGAUAUAGAUAUUAUGGAAAUUGAUGAAAGUACCUCAGAAUCAUCUUUUAAAGAUUCUUCUUCUUUAAGUAAAAUAGGGCAUACAGCUGAUUUAAAAAAUCCAUGGAAUAAUGGUCUAGCAUCAGAAGUUAUAGAAAAAGGUUCCAAAGCAGUUCACAAAAUGUGUGACAAAACUACUAAAGUUGUUGAAGCUAUUAAUUCUGACUCUGAUGAUUUAAGUCAUGAACUUACUGAUCAAAACAAAUCUAUAGAAAAAUUAAAAAUUGAAAAUCCAUUAAGUGUUAUUACCGUAUUGCAGCAGUUAAGUGUAUUAGAAAAUCAAUUAGGUUUGUUGGGAUCUAAAGUAGUUGAUUUGUUAUUUAAAGGUCUUGUAAUGGAAAAAAUUAAACCCAAAUCAUCAAUUAAAUUACUUAGCCCUGAUAAUUGUGUGAUAUUUGAAACAGUGAAAGAAAAACUUAAAGAAUUAUUGCUAGCUGGUGUUGUAAAAAAAAAUUUUGUAAAUGCUACUAUAUUUUCUAUUCGCAAUAUUGAAAAACUAAUGCAAAUUUCACCUAAGUUUGUUCCUACUACAAGCAUGUUGAAUUCUUCAUCAACAUCUACAGAUACACCUCUUUCGAUUACAAUACCUGGUAUUGGUAUUGUUGAUCAAACGGUUAUUGUUCAAAAAAUAACUCAAGCAUAUUUAACUCAAGGAAAAGUUAUUGUAACACAAGAAGAAUUGAAGAAUCUUAUAAAUCCUGUUGUGGAUUUGGCUCAGCCUGGAGAUAAUUCACAAGCAACUAAAAAUGUAUUAACAAGCAUAAAUAACAAAGAAGUAUUAAAAACUGCUUAUGAUGAAGUAAUUAAGAAGGAAGAAGUUGAAGAGAAUAAUGUAGAUCCAUUGACACAGGGUGACAUAAUUAACUUAUUGAAAAACUUCAAGUAUUUGACUACUCUUGAACAAAAUGGACUAAUAACAUAUUUAAAAGAUAUAGGGGAAAAAAAUCCAGAAGAGGUGAAAAAAUUCAGGAAGUAUAUUUGUAUGGAGCCAUGUAACUUAAAAGAAGUUACAUCUAUGUUAGGGUUAGAUGAAGAUGAUGAUGAUAAUUAUGAACUUUCAGAAGUUUGUAAGGCUGUAAAGGAAAAAAUAGAUGAACAGAUAAAUGAAGAUUUUAAUGAAUUUUGA